AUGAAUUCGCCACAGCCAUGCACUUCAUCCGACGUAUGCUCCAUUACACCCAAGAAUCAUUUCUUAUUCAAAAUUUUAAUCAUCGGCGACGUUGGCACCGGAAAAUCUUCUAUAGUACAGCGAUAUGCUCACAAUUUCUUCAGUAGACAUUACAAAGCGACGGUUGGUGUUGACUUUGCUACCAAAACACUGAUACAAAGUGAUGGUACAACUAUUCGCUUACAGUUAUGGGAUAUCUCAGGUCAAGACCGAUUCAGCAAUAUGACACGGGUGUACUAUAAAGAUGCUCAUGGUGCCAUCGUAGUAUUCGAUAGUACGCGUCAGAACACAUUUGAUGGGGCACUACGAUGGAAAGCUGAUUUGGAUAGCAAAAUUACAUUGGCUAAUGAAAAGUCGUUACCUGUGGUUCUUGUUGCUAAUAAGGCAGAUCUCAACAACAUCAUAACAAACGAACUUCUAAAAGAGUAUAAGGAAAUAGGUAAUUUCCUGAAUGCUAUGAAAACAUCCGCAAAAGCUAAUUAUGGCAUCGAAGAAGCCUUUGAUUUUUUAGUAGAACAGAUUCUUGAAACUGAGAAGAGUGGACAGUAUAUAUUGCCUUAUUUUCAAGACAGGGAGAAAAUCAGAAAAUUGCACCAAAUACCGGAAAGAAGAAAGUUUGGGUUUAGGACACCCUCGUGCUGUAACUGA
Molecule: messenger RNA, 687 nt
Organism: Thelazia callipaeda (thelaziosis nematode)
Lineage: Eukaryota; Metazoa; Nematoda; Chromadorea; Rhabditida; Thelaziidae
Source: the annotation of a GenBank genome assembly